CAUGUUGGUACAACGGCAACCAAAAAAAUUGAUGUCUACCUCCCACUGCACACAAGCCAAGACAAACUACAGCCCAUGACAGUUGUGACGAUAGCAAAUGCCAAGGUGCAUGACCUGAUUGGACUAAUAUGCUGGCAAUAUACAAGUGAGGGACGGGAACCAAAACUGAACGACAACGUCAAUGCCUACUGUCUCCAUAUUGCUGAGGACGAUGGCGAGGUUGACACAGAUUUUCCACCCUUGGAUUCCAAUGAACCCAUUCACAAGUUUGGCUUCAGCACUCUGGCACUGGUUGAAAAGUACUCGUCCCCCGGCCUGGCAGCCAAACAGUCGCUCUUUGUGCGCAUAAAUGCUGCUCAUGGAUUCUCACUUAUUCAGGUGGACAGUAUGAAGGUCACCAUGAAGGAUAUCUUACAAAAGGCCUUAAAGAGAAGGAAGGGAUCACAGAGAGGCUCAGGUCCUCAGUAUCGGCUGGAGAAGCAGAGUGAACCUAAUGUCCCAGUAGAUUUAGACUGUACCUUGGAGAGCCAGAGCACUUUGGAAUUCUGCCUUGUCCGGGAGAACAGUUCAAGAGGAGAAGAGGUCUCAGAGGAGGACCCUCAGAUCGAUAUAGCUACAGUUCAGGACAUGCUCAGUAGCCACCAUUACAAGUCCUUCAAAGUCAGCAUGAUCCAUAGGCUUCGAUUCACCACUGAUGUUCAGUUAGGUAUUUCUGGAGACAAGGUAGAGAUAGACCCUGUUACUAAUCAGAAGGCCAGCACUAAGUUUUGGAUUAAGCAGAAACCCAUUUCAAUCGAUUCUGAACUCCUCUGUGCCUGUGACCUUGCGGAAGAAAAAAGCCCAAGUCAUGCAAUAUUUAAACUUACAUAUCUAAGCAAUCAUGACUACAAACACCUUUACUUUGAAUCAGAUGCUGCUACUGUCAAUGAAAUUGUACUGAAGGUUAACUAUAUACUAGAGUCGCGAGCAAGCACAGCCAGAGCAGAUUAUUUUGCUCAGAAACAAAGAAAACUGAGCAGGAGAACAAGCUUUAGCUUCCAGAAGGAGAAGAAGUCGGGACAGCAGUGACACUUAGCCUCGAGGAGAGCCUGACUGCCGCGUUGGGAGGAGGAGAUGCUCCCCACCGCCCGAGACAGGUGGGAGCCAGGACUGCGGAGCUCCUGCUGCCAACGGGCAGGAGCAGCGGGGAGAAACCUGCAUUAUCCCGUGUCUCACGGCUGGAAGAUUAUCCCUCAUUGGUGAUGGGAAGUCUCCCCUGUGACAAAAAUAAAGAGCCAUAUCAGCCGGAGAGAAGACUAUUACGCUUCAGGUUCCUUUGAUUAGAAAUAAGAGAAUGACGUAGACUGGCAUCAUUUAAUUACUGUAUUAUGUACAAUCACAAGAAGAGAUGUGAUUACGUAUUAUUUCACAGCCUGGUUAAAAUAAAUUAUAUACAUCUGUAAUACACCCACGUACACACAGGUAUUGCUUGUGACAUGAUCAAAUUUCUAAAAACAAAAUGUAGGACAAAUGUAUCCAUUUUUACUAUUAAUAAACAGAUGUAAUCUUUUUCAAGGUCCACA
Molecule: messenger RNA, 1562 nt
Organism: Nestor notabilis (Kea)
Lineage: Eukaryota; Metazoa; Chordata; Aves; Psittaciformes; Psittacidae
Gene: MAPKAP1
Product: mitogen-activated protein kinase associated protein 1
Exons: 8
Coding region: 76-1068 (330 amino acids)
Biological process (GO): TORC2 signaling
Cellular component (GO): plasma membrane; TORC2 complex; cytoplasm
Molecular function (GO): phosphatidylinositol-4,5-bisphosphate binding
Source: RefSeq, a predicted model, not a curated record